UCAGCUCCGACGGUGCUGCGCGCAGAAGAAAGUGCCACUGGGCAAUCGACACAGACCACCACGGCUAGUGCCAAGAUCGAUUUGACCGAAACGAGCCGGGUCGGUAAGGCCCUUGUCUUCAACAUGACGGUGGGCGCCCGAAAACCAAAACGCUCCAACGUGGAAAUACCGCUACUGAUCAUCCGACCGAUCGAGAAGAAGAAGAAAAAGCCCUACAAGGACCACAUGGUAAAGAUUAUGACCGGAGGUGUGGCAUCUUACGGGAGCUAUCCGGAGAUUCAUUCGAGUGAUCACGAAGUUUUCUCCCUGGAACACAUGCUGCCCAUACUUGGGCUAGAAGGAAUGGUAUACGGCGGUCACAAAAUGCCCCAAUUCAUGCCUUCUCAUCAGUAUAAACCAUCAGAGUACCACUUCUUACCUCACAAACUAAAGGAAGAUACUCCUGUUUUGUCCAGCUUUACGCCAACAGAAACAGUACCAUCUCAGUCCCACCCGUCUCCACCUUCACCCAACUUUGUGCCAGCUAUCAAUACGGAAGACCAACUGCUGAAAAUAGGUCACCAAGCUUUGGGGAAACUAGAAACUCCUGGAUCUUCGCAAUUCCAGCCUGUUGUUCACGAGAAACCCACCUUCGUUAAGCCCGAGAACUACCCGAGCAAGUAUGGAUUUUCACAUGGGCAAACAUUCAAGACUGUUCCAAUCGGCAAUGUCCAUCCAGGUUUUGGACCCUCAACGCAUGCGGGAAUGCAUAAUGAAGUAAUUAUGUUCCAUAAGCCACAGUUUUAUUCAACGAAACCGUCAUCUGCAUACAAGUGGCAAGAGCACUCAAAGAAACCUCAAAUGGUCAGUCCUCUGUCAAUCUCAACCAAUUUUUACCACCCAAAAACUCUGGCUGGCAAUGCAGAAGAAAACAAUCAACAGCAACAACAACCUUUGACGUACUAUCAGCACCAACAACAACCAGCUUCAGCACCAGUUCAAACACACGUUAGUUAUUUUAUCCCUAAAGAAAUUGAAUUACCUCAACCACAAGCUCAAGUUGCCCAACAGCAAACUGCACCCCAACAAAUGCAUCAGCCUUCUCUUUCGGUGAACACAGUCCAAAACGGAGAACACGUCGAUUUCGUUGUCCCUAAACAACCAUCUCAUGAGGAACCUCCGAAGACAUACUACAAAACAAAAGCCCAUAAACAGCACCACAGCAGUCAACAGCCGACCUACUACAUCCACAAGCAAUUCGAGUAUCCCGAAAAGGCAAAUGGAAACGAAAACAACGUUGUUUCCGAAUAUCAUGGAUCACACAGUCCAAGUAAAGUGGAACAGACCCAACAACAGCUCCCAGAAUCUUCCCCUUACGCUGCCCCACAAUAUCUACCGCUACAACAGACCCAACAGCAGCAGCCUUCCGCCGCAAUCACGUUACAUCAGACUCAUCCGCAACCACAACAGACAUUCCACAACACCAACCAGCAGCAAACUUCGGCACAUCAGAAUCACUGGAAAUUCGGUCGAAGGAAUCAUCAUCGGCACGAACAUGUCAAGCCCGUUGUGGAGGCAACCAGCGAACAGGAACAGGACAGCACACAUGCAUCUUCCAUUCAACUGAACAAAACGUUGAAACCGGCGGAAAAGUCGACGACGGAAGUCAAGGUUGAGAUCGAGCACGUGGCACAGUCCAGGGCAGAUGAUAAGCAGCCACAGCAGCAGCAGCAACAACAGAAGAGUGAAACCACGACCAUCAGGGCAACGACGACGCGGGCCGGCAGGCAGGGUUGAUUUAUGCAACUCCUCGAGCAACAUGUGAUGGCGGACGACUGCGAGGAAAGUACAUGCACUCGAAAACUGACUCCACUUGUGCCCCCGAAUGAACCGAACAACCGGACCAGCGCCAGCGAUGGGAACCACCAACUAGCGACAACCGUCCGAACAAAAACACCAAAACUAAGCUUCACGGGAGGAGCAGCUGAUGGAGAGAGGAAACCGAGGAGAUGAUGACUUCUUCGGUAGCGGAACACCCAAAAAAUAACAACCAACGUCAUACAUUAGAGCACAACCGAUCCGGAAAUUUCGGAGGUUUUAAUUGAUGCUUUUCUAUUCAUGUGUUGCUUACUAUAGCGGGGUUGUUAUUGUUGUUAGUGGAUUAUUUUGUUAUUCAUAGCAUUCAAGCAAAAAGGUUUUGUUUGAAAUUGAUUAGGUUGAGUAAUUUAUUUGAUUUGUUAGGUUAGUUGCAAUAGUUAUCUUUUGUGUUUGAAAGUGGCUGUAAGAGAGUGUCAUCUGAGAGAGAAAGUAUAUAAGUAGAAUGACAGCAUUUAAUUGUUAUCGGUAUUUUCAAGAUUUCAAAAACUUCAGAACUUCAAGGAAAUUAUAGGAGAGAAUUACUUUUACACCAAAUCCUAACUGAACACAGAGUGAAUCUUCCCAUUUCUUUUCAGUUUUCUUCUACCUAGACUAGUACGUAGUUAUUUAUUAACUAGCUCAUGACCGGUUGGUUAAAUCGAUCAGAAGAGCAGCCCAUUUGAUUCUAGAUUGUAAGCAUCUGCGGAGAUGAAAAUAAAGCGAUCAAAUCAAGUCGAAAUUUGUUGUUU
Messenger RNA from Aedes albopictus (Asian tiger mosquito), 2585 nucleotides. RefSeq lists its product as uncharacterized. The annotation marks the transcript as partial. The record is from RefSeq and is a predicted model, not a curated record. NCBI's taxonomy places the organism in Eukaryota, Metazoa, Arthropoda, Insecta, Diptera, Culicidae. The transcript is spliced from 3 exons.